UAUGAAUUCCAAAAAUCAAUCAAAACACGCAGAAAUGUAAAAGUCACGUAACCCGCUAAUACCGUCUCUCUCCCCGUGUCCAAUAAUCUCCUCGUCCAUUGAACGCUAUCUAAUCAAGGAACUAACGCUAUCCAAUAAUAAUAAUAAUAAUAAUAAUAAUUAGAUAUUGAAAGUUUCUUUUUCUUUUUUGUAAUUAAACAUGCAAAAAGGUUGCGAAAGGUACGAAGAAUGGAAAGCGGAACGAGCGCUGAAGACGAAAAUUCAGGAAAAAAAGAAAGAAAGGAAGAAACGCAAGAUAUCAAAAAAGACCGAUGAGGAGGACAUGGAAGAUGUGGACGAAUUUGGUAAAACAAUUCGAAAGUGUAGAAAAAAGGAGGUAAAGAAGGAGAAGAAGAAGAAGCCGAGACAAAGAGUUAGGAAAAUUUACAAACACAUACCGGAAUCAGAAUUGAUCUUAGGAUGUAUAAAACCAUCCAUAGAAGUGAGGGAAUACUUCCUCAAUCCACGUCAUAUUUCAUGCAUGGGUCUUACAGUACCGCCAACGGAAGCACCGCCGAUAACUCGCGUGGCUGAUCGACGAAAAAAACCGAGGUACAUAACUACUUUCAAAAAAUGGAGUUGUUUCAAAAAAAUAUCGGAAGAAUCGGAUUUAGACAGUCCAAGAGAAUCUAUUUGUUCCUUCCACAGUGAAAUAUGCCUUGCAAAUGUGAAGCUGACACCGAAAGAUCACAAAGAGAUCAAGAAAUCUCAAGAGAAACGAUACGAAGAAGUCGAAUGAAGAAGAAAAAUAAUUCUUUUUUCCCUCCCCUCUAUCCAAUUGUAGAAACGGAAUCCGUAUAAUAGAAUAAUAGAAUAAAGUAUUCGCUUCGUUGGGAUAAA
Messenger RNA from Apis dorsata (giant honeybee), 879 nucleotides. RefSeq lists its product as uncharacterized. The transcript is spliced from 3 exons. Lineage: Eukaryota; Metazoa; Arthropoda; Insecta; Hymenoptera; Apidae. The record is from RefSeq and is a predicted model, not a curated record. Bases 200 to 778 code for a protein of 192 amino acids.